Molecule: messenger RNA, 3340 nt
Organism: Bursaphelenchus xylophilus (pine wood nematode)
Lineage: Eukaryota; Metazoa; Nematoda; Chromadorea; Rhabditida; Aphelenchoididae
Source: the annotation of a GenBank genome assembly
AUGUAUCUGCUGAGGGCAGCAUCCAGCUUCAUUAGGACUCCAAAGCAGAUUGUAACGGUGUCUGGUCUCAGGUUUUACAGUGUAGCAGCCGGAUCAAACACUAAAGUCAAUUACAAUGUUGGAACGAUUGGGCAUGUAGAUCAUGGAAAGACUACUCUUACGGCAGCUAUUACUAGAGUGCUAUCAAAGAAAGGUGGAUUAUUAUUUUGGCUUUAUUAAUUUCUUUAGGGAAAACGAAAUUUGUUAAAUUCGACGAAAUUGACAAAGCGGCCGAAGAAAGAAAGCGAGGAAUUACAAUAAACAUUGCACAUAUAGGAUAUGAGACAGAGACCAGACGAUACUCUCACACAGACUGUCCCGGACAUCGUGACUUCAUAAAGAAUAUGAUUUGUGGGACAGCUCAGAUGGAUGCGGCCGUUCUUGUGAUCGCGGCGACAGAUGGAGUGAUGGCACAGACAAAGGAACACAUUCUAUUGGCAAAACAAAUCGGUUUACAGAACAUGAUUGUGUUCAUAAACAAGAGUGAUCUUGUAGGUGCAGAGGACCUUGAGUUGGUUGAGCUUGAGGCUCGGGAAUUGCUUUCUGAGCAUGGAUUUGAUGGUUAAGUUUUGUUAUAAUUUUAUAAUUGCUUUUUACUUUAGGAGAACACGCUCCAGUGGUGAAGGGAUCCGCGUUGAUGGCAUUGGAAGGACUUGACACAACUUCAGUUGAGGAACUAUUAAAAGUAUUGGACUCGCUUCCCGAGCCGGAACGAUCAGAAGUAUGCGUUUUUAUUGAGGGCCUUUUUUACAAGGGAAGUACUUCUAUUUGGUAUGGAGUUACAGGUCGAGACAUAUAUAGAAAAACAGCAAAAUUUUUCUGGUUCAGAAUAUGUAAAAAUUAGCUGCCUAAUUUUGGUCUAUCAAUAACUUUUAUACAGGGUGCGCCAAUAAAAUCUGGACAAAACUAAAUUCCAUAUAGCCUUUUUCGGAUGGCCUGAGAACGGAAACUUUUAGCACUUUUAGAAAGGGUAACAACCGUGCUAUACAGCAACGGUAAUGACCAGGUCGAUGCCUAUUGCAAGACUGAAAAAAUAAUCAAAACUUUUUGGAGGUGCAGAAAUUUUUUUUCCCGAUGAUGACUGGGAUAUUAAUUCUUCCAUUAUUUCUGCUACUGGUUACUGACGUUCUUCAAAUUUAUUGUAUAUAAAGUACGUGCUGUUGUCUUUGUAACAGCCUACGGAACCAGGGUUGGUGUCCGAUCUGGCGGCGCUGGUGGCGGAAACAAAAAAAUACCCAAAAAUUUGGAUUUUUGUGUUUUUAAGGAUCUCAACGCCAGAUUAUAGGUCGUGUUGCUCCAAAAUUCCGUGAUUACAGAGCGUAUACAUAGCCAAUUGUUAUAGUGUAAAAGAAAAUCCGCACAUACAAGGGGACAGUUUCUGCAUAAAUAAAAGUUCAUGGGGGGAAUUCAAGGCACGGUCAUUCGGAACUUGAAACGUUUUGGCAGUUUGCAACAAGUAUGAAAGGCCUUGAGCGUAAAAAUCAACAUAGAGUUGUAUACUGGAUACAUGCUGAUGUAGCCAAAUCACUUUUAGAAAUAUCUAGUCCAAGCUCGCUCGAAUAGCGAGGAUAUAGUAAAUUAUGCCCCUACAGCCACUAUUUCAUCCCCAGAGGCAGCAGAUGGAAAAAUCCUUUUUGAAAGGCGACUAGGCUGACUCUGGUUAUCCUUACAAAAGUAGCUCUGGUGCUUAACAUGUUUGGAAUCACACAGGGAAACUUCUACAUAAAAAUCUUUGAUUUAACGGAAGUUCUCGGGAAAAGGGGCCCGUUUUUAAGCCAACUUUGGCGAGCUGUAAAAAGCCUAAUUGUCAUAAUGAGGCAAAAUCAAUUUCAGUGUAUAAAAACAGACCGGAGCUCUAUCAGAAAAAGUAAAUUUCAGCCCAUAGCAUAAAACGGUAAAGAUAGCGCAACCAUUUUUUGACCAAUUUGGGGUCCGUGUUUCAGGCGCCUUAGGUGUAAGCACUUAUAAUGGCAAAACAAGUGUCGUAGACGAUUAUUUUGUCUGAAACUUUAAAGACAGCUUCUUGGACGUAUUACACGUAUCCCCAAUCGCUCACUUUGUUCUCGUACUGUUACAUCCCGCAGGGCAAGCAAAAACAUUAGUCCAGAUUUUAUUGGCGCACCCUGUAAAUGUAUUUCUCGAGGAAAAAAAUCCGCGGAAUGGAAAACGCGCUCGAUCUCUUCGGAAGAGAGCGGUGUGGCCGAGUUGUUAGAACGCUGGAAACCCGAUAGUAAUCUACCCACGGGUUCUAGCCCUUGUUGGCGUACAACUACCUUUUUUACAUUGGAACUGCUAUUAAGAUGCAGUCUUAAUCAAGUUUGAUACUUUAAGUCUUACCAAGACAACAGAGUUUAUUUUAGCUCAAAACAAAAAAUUUUAAUUGGUAAAGGCUUGGUCAAAAACGCAUUUGCGUGGUGUUGCGAGAAAAGUUCUGAGGGUUUUUGUCACCCUUACAAACCAAAAUUGGGCAGCUAAUUUUUACAUAUUAUUUUUCAGCAAAUUUUUUGAUAUAUGUCUCGACCCGUAACUCCAUACCCCAUAGAAGUGAUUUCCUUGUUAGUAAAAUUUUCCAUCAUAGGGGACGAAAUUAGUCACAUCAAACAUAAGGGGUCAUUAUUUCGGUAAUUUUUAUAUUUUCUUUUGAAUUGACAAUUUCUGGUUGCAGGAUGCUCCACUUCUCAUGCCAAUCGCAUCUUCUGUUCAGAUCACGGGCCGUGGAACUGUGGUAGUUGGCACUCUCUCUCAGGGCAGAUUAAAGAAGGGAGAACAAGUUCAAAUAAAGGGAUUCGAUAUGGAUUCUACAUCAGUGGUGACUGACAUCCAAGUAUUCAAAAAGAGUGCUUUACAAGUGGUGGCUGGUGAUCAUUGUGGCAUUUUAUGCAGAGGGUUGAAGGCAUCUCAAGUUAGACGAGGGAUGUGGUUAGGAAAGCCUGGGACGAUCCUUACAAGCAACGUCAUUAAAGCCAACGUCUACUUAUUGUCGCCUGAAGAGGAUGGAAGGAAGACUGCGAUUCGUUCCGGGUACACUGAGCGCGUCUUCUGCUCUACUUGGGAUGUUAGUGCCAAACUUCAUUUCAAACAGGAGUUGUUGAUGCCUGGGGAACACAUUGAGGCCGAGAUUUUCUUUGUAAAUGAUGUCCCCAUCAAGAAGAACAUGGCGUUUACGAUAAGAGAAGGACGAACCAGGACAGUCGCCAGAGGCGUUGUUACGGAUAUCUUCGAGCCACUGGCAAUUGAUCCUGCUUUUAGAGAUUUUAAUCUUCAAACCAUUCUUCCGAAGUUGAAAUCGAUUUACUCAUAG